This is a messenger RNA of Arachis duranensis, 2768 nucleotides long. Its product is annotated as protein FAR1-RELATED SEQUENCE 11. The record is from RefSeq and is a predicted model, not a curated record. Lineage: Eukaryota; Viridiplantae; Streptophyta; Magnoliopsida; Fabales; Fabaceae. The transcript has 4 exons. Gene Ontology annotation, biological process: regulation of DNA-templated transcription. Bases 324 to 2606 code for a protein of 760 amino acids. Gene Ontology annotation, molecular function: zinc ion binding.
AUGCGCAGUGUGCAUCCCCGCGGCGCACGAUAAGGUUAUCGUGCUUGCAAAUCAUUAUCCUUCUCCCUGGGAUGCGCUUUACUCCUCCUACUCCCCGCCACUUCAAUCUUCAUUUACUACUUCGUUCUUUUGUUUUAUUUAUUAGUUAUUAAUAUUAAUUGUUUUAGCGCAAAACAUAUAGAACCUUUGAGUUUGUUAUCGACCGUUGAACUCAGUUUGCUAACCCUUCCUCCUGCUGCCACCCGCCACCGAUCCUAACCUGCGUUUCAGGUUUAAACAUCUGCAGAAAAAAAAAAUCCUUCUAUUUAUUACAAAAGGACAAAAUGUCAGAAGGAACCAGUCUGGUGCUGGAAUCGUCCGAGAAUUGCACAGAUUUGUCUCAGGAUGAGAUUGGCACGAUUGAGGAAACACCAGAGGAAACAAUUUUAUCAAGACAGACUUCUGUCAACCUUGUUCCUUUUAUUGGUCAGAGAUUUGUUUCUCAAGAAGCUGCUUAUGAAUUCUAUUGCAGUUUUGCUAAGCAGUGUGGCUUUUCUAUUCGGCGACACCGCACUCGAGGGAAGGACGGUGUUGGUCGCGGAGUCACAAGGAGGGAUUUUACUUGCCAUCGUGGUGGAUACCCCCAGGUCAAACCUUCUGAUGAUGGGAAGAUGCAAAGGAACCGCAAAUCAUCUCGUUGUGGUUGCCAAGCAUACUUGCGUAUUGUUAAAAAGUCGGAUUUUGAUGUCCCUGAGUGGCGUGUUACUGGCUUUAGCAAUGUCCACAAUCACGAGUUGUUAAAAUCUAAUGAGGUGCGGCUUCUUCCGGCAUACUGCACAAUAUCUCCUGAUGACAAGAGCCGCAUAUGCAUGUUUGCUAAAGCAGGGAUGUCAGUGAGGCAAAUGUUAAGAUUGAUGGAACUAGAGAAAGGCAUCAAAGUCGGUUGCCUUCCUUUUACGGAAAUGGAUGUGAGAAACCUGUUGCAGUCUUUCAGAAAUGUUGAAAGAGACAAUGAUGCCAUUGAUCUAAUUGCUAUGUGCAAGAGAUUAAAAGAUGAAAAUCCAAAUUUCAAGUAUGAAUUCAAGAUAGACAGUAAUAACAGGCUGGAGCACAUUGCAUGGUCUUACAGCUCAUCUGUUCAAUCGUACGAGUCAUUUGGAGAUGCUGUGGUUUUUGACACCACACACCGAGUAGACGCCUAUGACAUGCUGUUGGGAAUCUGGCUUGGAGUGGACAAUCAUGGGAUGACUUGUUUCUUUGGUUGCACACUUCUACGGGAUGAAAAUAUGCAGUCUUUUUCAUGGGCUUUAAAGGCUUUCAUGGGCUUCAUGAAAGGAAAAUCUCCGCAAACAAUAUUAACUGAUCAUAACAUGUGGCUGAAAGAAGCUAUUGCUGUUGAAAUGCCAGAAACAAAACAUGCCUUUUGUAUAUGGCAUAUUCUUUCUAAGUUGUCUGACUGGUUUUCUGUUCUACUUGGAUCUCAUUAUGACGAGUGGAAAGCUGACUUCCUCCAGCUCUACAAUUUGGAACUGAUGGAAGAUUUCGAAGAAGGGUGGAGGCAAAUGAUUGAUAAAUAUCGACUCCACACGAACAAACAUAUUAUUAGCCUACAUUCAUUAAGGAUGUUUUGGGCUCUACCAUUCUUGAGGCGUUACUUUUUUGCAGGAUUGACCAGCACAAGUCAAUCCGAGUCCAUUAAUGCUUUCAUCCAACGGUUCUUGAGCGCUCAAUCUCAAUUGGACCACUUUGUUGAGCAAGUCUGUGAUGUGGCAGAUAUUGUUGAUUUUAACGACCGGGUUGGAUUGAAGCAAAAAAUGCAACGGAAAGCGCAGAAAGUGUGCCUCAAAACAGGCUCGCCUGUCGAAUCUCAUGCUGCCACUGUCCUUACACCUUAUGCCUUAAGUAAACUCCAGGAUGAGCUAGUUUUGGCGCCGCAGUAUGCAUCCUUUCUGGUGGAUGAAGGUUGCUUCCAGGUCAGACAUCACACUCAGACAGACGGAGGCUGCAAAGUAUUUUGGGUUCCUUGUCAAGCGCACAUUACCUGCAGCUGCCACCUGUUCGAGUUUUCAGGAACCUUAUGCAGACAUGUUCUACGUGUCAUGUCGACCAAUAACUGUUUUCACAUCCCCGACCAAUACCUACCCACCCGUUGGAGAGGUGGUGGUUUGUCUUCUGUCAACCAGUUUCGGGGCGUAACAACAAGGGAUCAGCCUGAAAGGAUGCAAUUUUUGGAAUCCAUGGUUUCAACGCUUAUAAUGGAAUCCAUUGAAACAGAGGAACGCCUUGAUGUUGCUUGCGAGCAAAUGUCUGUGGCGCUGUCACGUAUCAAAGCCCUUCCAAGGCCGCCGGCACAUGGGGUGAAUGACAUCACAUAUAGUUAUUCGUCGGAUUCAUUGAUCCUACCAGAGGUAGAAGAUACUGAUGGAAUAAUUCAUGGUUUUGCAAACCCCCACGAUAGUAUUGCCUUAGGAAAGCUAAAGGAGAGAAGGGCGAGGGAUGUCGUUGAUGUCACGAGGAAGCGUAGGCAGUUUCCGGGGCCGUUGUGUGGGCAAUAUGUGCAUGAUCCUUCCGAUUGCUCAAUAAUGGCAGGUGAUAAUCUAGGUGGAGAUGGAUUAGGGUAUUUGUAGAUUUGAAGGAAAGUAUUGCUAUUAUUGAUGUACAAAGUAAAUGCUUCUUUGUUGUUAUUUCAAUAUUAGUUAAUCAGUUAAUUUUUCCUCAUUUUGUGUCUUCCAUAUUCAGCAAUACACAAAUGGUUAAGUUUCCAUCACUCAGUUUGUGGCCUAAGAAUU